GCUGAAUCAGAGGAAAAACUGAUGAACUGGCUGCUGUCUAAAAACCGAUACAACAAACUGAUCCGUCCCGCUAUCAACCGAGCUGAACGCGUCACCAUAAGACUGCAAGUGUCCCUGGCUCAGCUCAUCAGCUUGGCAGUGUUUGUUUACACCAGGAGCACCUGGACAGGCUCGUAUCUCUCUUGGGACACCCCUGCUAUUACAGUUGGGGUUAGAUACAUCAGCACAUUGCGAUAAAAGGAGUCAUAUAUCUGCCAGUUGAAUAGUGCUGGAGUUUGUUUCCAUGUUUACAGGUUCUCCUGAGAACUGAGUAAGCAAAGCCAGUGUAUUUAGUAUUUACAAGCUCUUUCAUCCUUUGUCAUGGUCAUAUUAAUUAUAGUGGCCUGAGGACUGUUAUUUAUAUAUUUUGCCUCAUUGCAGUAUGGAGGCCCUUGAAUCAGUUGUCCAUGCUGUCUUCAGUUAAUUUCACUUCUCUUGCCCCCAUAUAUAUGUGUGUGUGUGUGUGGUGUGUGUGUCUGUGUGUGUGUGUCUGUGAGUGUAUAUGCUAAUGGGUAGAGAACUGGGCUUGGUUCGAUUACAAGGUAGGACACUGCAGUUUAACCAUUGAGCAAGAUAUUUAACCUGCAUUGCUUCAUUGUAUGUCAAGCUGCAGAAAUGGAUACUGUAUGGAUUACUGUGUGGACUAUGUAAAACUAUGUAAAAAAAAGUCACUCUCAAUAAAAGCAGGUUCUAAAUGCCUGUAAUGUAAUGUAAUAUAUAUUAGUUCCGUGAAAAAGAAACACGAAGAUGCGAAAAGUCUCUUAUGAGGCAAAACAUAAUAAAUAACAGUAAAAGGUCAGAUUACAUAAUUUCAUAAUUUAAUUUACAAUCCACUCUGCCUUCACAGAAUGAGAGAGAACAAGUCAUGACCACCAAUGCUUGGCUAACACAGUACCUCUAUGCAUAAGUGGCAGUUAGAAACCCUUUGUUUUCUUCAGCAUUGGGUUGAUUACAGAUUGAGCUGGGACCCUUCACAAUAUGAGGGAAUUGAAAAGCUUUAUAUUCCCUCCCGGAACAUAUGGCUUCCUGAUAUUGUGCUGUACAACAAUGCUGAUGGAACCUAUGAGGUGGCUGUCUUUACAAAUGUGAUCGUCCAAUUCAACGGCAGCAUCUCAUGGCUUCCACCAGCUAUCUACAAGAGCGCCUGCAAGAUUGAUGUCAAGCACUUCCCCUUUGACCAGCAGAACUGCACGCUCAAGUUCCGCUCUUGGACGUAUGAUUACACAGAGGUUGACCUGGUCCUUAAGGCUGAGGUGGCCAGCAUGGAUGACUUCACUCCCAGUGGGGAGUGGGACAUCCUGGCCCUUCCUGGGAGACGGACGGUCAACCCUUUUGACCCUACCUACGUGGAUGUGACUUAUGACUUCAUCAUUAAGAGAAAGCCCCUGUUCUACACCAUCAACCUCAUCAUCCCCUGCAUCCUCAUCACCUCUCUGGCCAUCCUGGUCUUCUACCUGCCCUCUGACUGCGGUGAGAAGAUGACCCUGUGCAUCUCUGUGCUGCUGGCCCUCACCGUCUUCCUGCUCCUCAUCUCCAAGAUCGUCCCUCCCACCUCGCUGGACGUUCCUCUGAUUGGCAAGUACCUGAUGUUCACCAUGGUUUUGGUGACCUUCUCCAUCAUCAGCAGUGUGUGCGUACUCAACAUUCACCACCGCUCCCCCAGCACCCACACCAUGCCCGUCUGGGUCCGGCGGCUGUUUCUGGUCCGGCUCCCGGCGCUGCUCUACAUAAGCCGCCCGCAGGACGGCUCGGCCCAGCCAAGGUUCCGGCAACAGAGGCAGCUGCGGGCUUGGAGGGCCGCGCAGGGGAUGGACAGCCCAUCUGUUCAUACGGCCACCGUCUCUUCCACCAUAUUACAGCCGUCUGCUGCCGCCCCCUUCCACCUCAAUCUGUCUGUGAAACAAACCAACCAGCGGCGCUCUGGGGUUGCACCGGAAGUUCUCGCCAGGGCCCCAGAUCUUCACCGAAAGGCUGGCCUGGGCCUGCGACCCAACCUGCAGGAGGCUGUGGAUGGAGUGUGCUUUGUGGCCGAUCACAUGAUGGGGGAUGAUGAUGACCAAAGCGUGAUUGAGGACUGGAAGUUUGUGGCUAUGGUGGUGGACAGGUUGUUCCUGUGGAUCUUUGUGAUUGUGUGUGUGGUUGGAACCCUUGGGCUCUUCCUCCAGCCAGUUUUUCACGGCCCGACAGUUCCUGUCCAGCAAUCUGGCGCUGGACCUCCAAUAAGAGAUGGUAUUUAAACUAAUGGUGCCUGACUCUUAUGAAGCUUUGUCAGCCUGCCUUUCUUCAAACCCCUUUACAGCGUAUUGCUCCCUCUGAUAGGAAAUACCCAUAGUGCCAUGCUAUCUGUUGUGUUCAGGAAUGCAUACAGUGAAAAGCACAAGAUUAAUGUCAUCACAAGUACAGUGAUCAUGACUCCCAUAGCAAAGGGAAUGUUAUUUUCUUGAGAAUUAUGGUUAGGUGUUCGAGUGUACAUUGUAUGGUCAUUAUGUUCAAUAACAAGACUAAAUGGGAGCUAGAAUGUUGAGGAUAAAUACUGACAUCAUUACCUCCCCCCCUUUGCUUAGUCACCAUUUCCCAUAAUGCUCUACUGUAUGUAACACUGUGUAUGUUGUAAUGUUGCAGAAUUUUAUGUUGCCACAGAAAAUAGAGAUGCUAAAAUGUACCUUUACCAGCAACUGCUUCAACAUGAAUACCAAAUAAAAUCAAAAUCUGUCAGUUAGUUCAGAAUUUGCUGAUUUGUGUUUGUAUUAUAUAUAAUGAAUGUAACAUCUUAAAGUUAACAGUUUCUUCAUGUGUUUAUUGCUUCAUUUACCCAAGACAUUGGAAGAUUUGCUCUUGCUGUUGCUCUUGCUGUUGCUCUCGCAAAAACAACAUUAUAAAGUCUGUAAAGGAAAUUAUGAUGUACUAGCCAAAACGUUAACCAUCACAUGGUUAAAUAAAAAUAUUGCUUCUUAUGUUUUUCAGCAUAAGUUGCAAGUUUUCAUUCUGGA
This is a messenger RNA of Anguilla rostrata (American eel), 3029 nucleotides long. Its product is annotated as neuronal acetylcholine receptor subunit beta-4-like. NCBI's taxonomy places the organism in Eukaryota, Metazoa, Chordata, Actinopteri, Anguilliformes, Anguillidae. Gene Ontology annotation, cellular component: plasma membrane; postsynaptic membrane; synapse. Gene Ontology annotation, molecular function: transmembrane signaling receptor activity; acetylcholine-gated monoatomic cation-selective channel activity. The record is from RefSeq and is a predicted model, not a curated record. Gene Ontology annotation, biological process: monoatomic ion transmembrane transport; regulation of membrane potential; signal transduction. The transcript has 5 exons. The coding region runs from base 939 to 2276 and encodes 445 amino acids.